Messenger RNA from Gavia stellata (red-throated loon), 4284 nucleotides. It is a transcript of the gene LYPLA1, whose product is annotated as lysophospholipase 1. Lineage: Eukaryota; Metazoa; Chordata; Aves; Gaviiformes; Gaviidae. The transcript has 9 exons. The coding region runs from base 4 to 696 and encodes 230 amino acids. Gene Ontology annotation, molecular function: palmitoyl-(protein) hydrolase activity; carboxylic ester hydrolase activity. Gene Ontology annotation, cellular component: cytoplasm. Gene Ontology annotation, biological process: protein depalmitoylation. The record is from RefSeq and is a predicted model, not a curated record.
UGUAUGUGCGGCAACAACAUGUCGGCGCCGCUCCCUGCCAUCGUCCCGGCCGCCAGGAAGGCGACGGCUGCCGUCAUUUUUCUUCAUGGAUUGGGAGACACCGGGCAUGGAUGGUCAGAAGCGCUUGCAGGUAUCAAAAGCCCCCAUGUAAAAUACAUUUGCCCACAUGCGCCAGUUAUGCCAGUUUCAUUGAACAUGAACAUGGCUAUGCCAUCAUGGUUUGAUAUCAUUGGACUUUCUCCAGAUUCACAGGAGGAUGAAGUUGGGAUCAAGCAGGCAGCAGAGAAUGUUAAAGCACUGAUAGAUCAAGAAGUAAAAAAUGGAAUUCCUUCUAAUAGAAUUAUUCUGGGAGGCUUUUCUCAGGGAGGUGCUUUAUCAUUGUAUACAGCUCUUACAACACAACAAAAAUUAGCAGGUGUUGUAGCCCUCAGCUGUUGGCUUCCUCUACGGGCUUCUUUUCCUCAGGGUCCUAUCAGUGGUGUCAACAAGGAGAUUGCUGUUCUUCAGUGCCAUGGGGACUGUGACCCAUUGGUUCCUUUAAUGUUCGGUUCUCUCACUGUUGAGAAGCUAAAGAGUAUGAUAAAUCCAGCCAAUGUAACCUUCAGGACUUACUCUGGCAUGAUGCAUAGCUCAUGUAUUGAGGAGAUGAUGGAUGUAAAACAGUUCAUAGACAAACAUCUACCUCCCGUAGACUGAAAUGAUACGUGAGAAGCCUUCUAUAUAAAUACACCAGCAUCAACUGUGGUAGAGUGCUAAUCUUUUCAUAUGCCUCAUAGGAAGCAUUACUUCUAUACCUGCAGUGUUACUACUGUGUUGCAAAUUUAUACUUAGGAUGAGGAUUAAAUAAUACACAUGUACAAGAAAUUAUAAUCUUUUUAGCAUUAAGCGUCCACUGGUGGGACUAUAUGAAUGAGGGAGCUAGGGAGCAAUGACAGAAUGUAACCUAAGCAUACUGUUUAAGACAUCUGGUUUUUUUUGAUUGCAGAAUUUUAAACUAUUGGUACAAGUAAUAAAAACCUAAAUUUGUGAGCAACAUAAAUGUGACCAGUUUAGUUACACUUGAGACAUGAUUUGUUAUAAUACUCAUUGAAAAUGUAUUAAAGCAUUUCCUUUAUGUAAUGGAUGCAUAAAGUACACAAUAUGUAACAUAGCAUAUGAUGGUAAAAUAAAUGUUACCAAGGACAAAGCUUUAAAUAUUAAAUGCUAAUUGUUACUCCAGAUAAGGACAAUUGCUCUCUUAGAAUGGCUAGAAGUCAGCGAAGGUAUUUCCUAUAUUUAAACCACCUCAAUUUUUAACUGUUUUCAUAUAGGUAUAUAUUGUGGAAAUUCUAAAGGGACUCAUUCCUUAUUAGACCGUCAUUUGUUGCUUAUUGUCUUUUUUUGUUUUUUUGAUUACUAUAAACUCAUGUCAAAUGCUGAGUUGGAACAGAAUUCUGAAGAAGUGCAUAGGAUUAAUUUGAGUUUCAUUUAAAAAUUCCUGGUUUUGUACUGAAUAUUCAUCCUGUGCGUUAGUCUUUGUAGCUUUCAUUUGUGUAGAAAUGUUGAUGAUAUAUUUUACAUGAGCAAUUCUAGCAUAUAGUUUUGAUUUUUCUGUCUGCUGAAACAAGGCAGCUGUGUAGUUUUGUGUGUUGUUGAAGUCUCAGCUGUUAACAGAGACAUCGACUAAUCUGAAUUAUUUUUAAAUGGAAAUAUAAUUGCAACUGGGAUAUAACUUGCUUAAACUUUAAAUUGAUACCAUCUAAUACUUUCUUCUAUUGCAUGUUCAGACUUGAGUUUUUUCUGAAAAAGAACAGGGAAUUUUAUUUUCAAAUAUAUCAUUCUACAUUUCCCUAGAUCAGUAUAGCCUAGGAAUAUGAAGACCUACUAUGGGGAAAAAAAUAAAUCUACAAGAUACAGAAUGUCUCUUCUUUCAGAAGCUUAAAAUUCUAGAAUGCACUGGGUUACAGAAAUCAAUGCAUGCUCAACAGCUUUUUGCAGUUAAAAGCCAUAAUUUACUUCUGGAAACAGCUGGUCUCCUGUAGAGUUCAGAAGCUGUCACCACACUUAGGAAUGUUUAAAAAAUACACUACAGUUUCUACUAUAUAAUAUGCUGCAUAACAACAUUCUAUACUAUAGUAUGUUUGCAAGCAAAGAAUAUUCCUAUUUUGGAUGCAUCUGUGUUGUCAGCACUGUGCUUCAUACCAGCUUAAUCAAGUGGUCAUCUUACAGUGUAUAUGGAUUUAUGUCUGAGACAUCUGCCAGUACAAAUGCAUAAAUGGGGGAUUACACCUUUAUAUCCCUUCUUUAACACAGCUGCUGUCAGAAAUCGGGCUUGUUCACCUAGUGUGAGUUCUCAGUUUUCAGUGCUUUUCUUCAUAUGGGUUGCACUUCAUUUUUAGGAAGCUGUUUUUCUUUUCCAAGCCAGUUUCUCUGGAUUAUUAAACAUCUCUUAAUAUGUAAAAUUGAAAAGGAUUUUUUUCUAAAUGGUAUUGCAACACUUUUAGAUAUGCCAUUUGUGUGUUUGAGAGAGCAUGUCUGUUAACUUUGAAGUUUAAUUAGUCUUUUCCCUCAGUCACCCUGUUCUAUUUAUCUGCCAAUUUGUCUUUCAGUAAAUUUAGUUCACAGAAUAAACCGUAGUAUUUUUACUGUAGUUGUGCCAAAGUUCUAUUGAGAAAACAGUAUGUCUUAGCUUGGAGUCAUUCCCAAAUUGCUUUAGCUAAUUUUGCAGUCCUGGUGAAUUGUAAACUUGAUAAGCAAGCUAUACGUUAUUUCUCCUAGUUUUUAGAUUUAUCCUCAUGCCCCUGUUGUCUAAAUAAUUCCCUGAGUAUUGGCAUGUCUCCAAAGUUCUGCAGAAGCUUCUGAUUUCUCCUUUAUUAUUUUCAUGUUCUGUUUGUGAAUUGUUUGAUAAUGCUGUUCAGCUGUCUUGUUCAACUGCUAUUUGACUGUGUGCUCACUUCACAUAUUCUUUCUUCUGCUAGAAAUACUUUUUUAAAGUAAUUCUAAGAUGUUAAAAUGAGAUCAGUCCUAGCUUUAUUCUGUGUUAGCAUCAUAACACUUUCUUCAGUUUGGUGAACUCUUCACAGCUUGUGGUCAGUUUCUAGUACUUAACACAUUUUAAUCCAAGUCAGCUUCAACUGUUGUCUCCAUGGUGCUGUCAGAUGUUUUUCUAGAAAUGCUUUUUGUGCUGACUUUGUUCAAAUACUCAGCUAUCACAGUAAGAUUUUUUUCAUACUGUUGUUUUGCUGCUUGCAUUAUCUAUAAAGAGCUGCGUUACCAAAGUAAAUGUAAGUAAAUGUUGUGACUUACUCUGAAUUUCUGUACUCUAGGAAGAAUUCUUCCCCUCAAGUUGUUUCUUUUGCAGGGGUAUAUGAGUAUGUUGUAGUUGGGGGUUGUUAAAGAACCCAGAAGCUAGAGGAAACUUAAAGGGUGUGUUUGAAGCCUAUGCUGUCUUCUCCAAUAUUACAGUGUUUAUCUUGAGCUCCUGUCUUUUCUAACUUCCCAGCUAGUUGGGAAGCUGUGUGUAUGACCUUGUAGCUGAACUUCUUCACUACCUGAAGAGAUUUGAUGCUGGGAUUGUUGUAAUGAUUGCAUGUAUUUUUAGGCUGAAUGAUAGCUCAGUCGGGUGUGGGGGUUUUCGUAAUAUUCUGUUAAAAUAGAGAAGUUAGACUGUCAGUGUUCUAAAUGAGUGUCCCAGCCUCAUAAACUACAAUUUGAAACUGUCCAGUAAUGAAGCUUAUUUUUUGUGAUGUUAGACUUCCCCAAAAGGGGAUGAUGUCUGCCAAACCUACGAAAGCAUUGAUACGAAAAUACCUUGCUUGCAGAACAGUUUGUUUCAGUGGGUCUCUAACUCCCUUAAUUUCAAAAUGGUACUUAAAUUUGACUGCAGUUUUGUGCAGUCAGAAGUCUGACUUCUUGUUGGAGUAUGUUGUCCACUUUUUAAUAAAUAUGUUGAAUUAUGUAUUAUAAGCCAAAUCUUCCAGCCAUUCUUGAAGUAAACCUGUGCUGGGGUCUGUACUGUGGUGAGGGCUGUAUGAUUUGGUCUCUUCAUCCUAUCUUGUGUAAUUACAACACAGUAGAUUGGUACAAGUACUGUACACUGUAACUGGUAUUAGAACUGUUAAUUAAAACAUGUUCACUCUAAUGGAGUAUAUUGCACUUCAUUGAAAGCAUGAGGAUGCAUCUUUUAUGUGGAGGUGCUAUUUGUGUUGAUGGAUAUGACUGAGAAGGAAUUGUAUAAGAUGUUAAUGAAGCCAUAUGUGUAAGACCUGUGUAUCUUAAAUUUUAUAAAGAAAUACUGAACACUCA